AUGGAGGCAGACGAGCAGCUAUUUCCCAUCGCCAUCUUGAUCGAUGAGCUGAAAUCCGAUGAUGUCACGCUGCGCUUGAAUGCCAUCCACCGCAUCUCCACGAUCGCGCUCGCGCUCGGACCUGAGCGCGCUCGUGACGAACUUAUCCCUUUCCUCCAGGAUUCGCUCGACGAUGAAGACGAGGUCCUGCUCGCUCUGGCGCAAGAGCUUGGCUCCGGUUUCGUAGAGUACUUGGGAGGUCCACCAUAUGCGCACCUCUUGCUCGGCCCUCUCGAGAAUCUUGCUGCAGUAGAGGAGAGCGUAGUUCGCGAAAAGGCAGCCGAAUCGAUUGUCAAGAUCGCCGAAGUUCUGUCUGAAGCUCAGAUUGAAGAGCACUACAUUCCUCUCUUGAAGCGACUUUCUGGCGGUGACUGGUUCACAUCUCGAACCAGCUCCACCUCGCUCUUUUCUGCAGUCUACCCUAAAGCCAAGCCCACGACACAAGAAGAGCUUCGCAAGAUGUUCACUGCCCUCUGCAACGACGAUACCCCCAUGGUCCGACGGGCUGCCGCCCGCGAUCUCGGUCCUUUCGCCAAAAACCUCUCCAAGGAACUGGUGGUUUCGGACAUCAUCCCACUCUACCGAAAACUUUCCUCGGAUGACCAGGACUCAGUGCGUCUGCUCACCGUGCAGGACUUAAUCGCCAUCGCGGAGUCGCUUAACCACGAUGAGUCCAAGAACUACCUGCUGCCUUCCAUCCGCAGCGCUGUCCAGGACAAGAGCUGGAGGGUACGAUACAUGGUUGCGGAUCACUUUGUCAAGCUGGCUUCUGCUGUAGGGGAAGAUGUGGUACGAGACGAGCUUGUCAUGGCGUUCGUCCACCUGCUCAAGGACAACGAAGCCGAAGUGCGAACAGCGGGUGCUGGCCAAAUUCCCGGCUUUGCCAAGCUCGUUGAUCAAGACAUUAUCCUCGCGCGUCUCAUGCCCUGUGUUCGCGAUCUCGCGGGCGAUAACUCUCAGCACGUUCGUGCCGCGCUGGGCAUGCAGAUCUCCGGCAUGGCUCCCUUGCUUGGCAAGGAGGCUACGAUCGAGCACCUGUUGCCCUUGUUCCUCCAGCUGCUCAAGGAUGAGUUCCCAGAUGUGCGUCUCAAUAUCAUCUCCAAGUUGGAGCAGGUCAACGAGGUGAUCGGCAUCGACCUUCUCUCGCAGUCGUUGCUCCCGGCCAUCGUCGAGCUGGCAGAGGACAAGCAGUGGCGCGUUCGACAGGCCAUCAUCGAGUACAUUCCCUUGCUGGCCAACCAGCUCGGUGUGCAAUUCUUCGACGAGCAGUUGAGCAACCUUUGCAUGUCGUGGCUUGGUGACACCGUGUUCAGCAUUCGCGAGGCGGCCACGGUCAACCUCAAAAAGUUGACGGACGUCUUUGGCGUAGCAUGGGCAAGACAGACCAUCAUCCCCAAGGUGCUUCAGAUGGGCACACACCCGAACUACCUUUACCGCAUGACUACGAUCUUUGCCAUCACCACGAUGGCACCUUCCCUCGACACACCCGCCAUCACAGGGGAUGUGCUCGAGACGGUGCUGCCCAUGGUGAGCGAUCCCAUUCCCAACAUUCGCUUCAACGUGGCCAAGGCGUUCGAAGUGCUUUCCAGUGUGUUAGUCAAGACGCCCGAGGGGAACGAGGUGAUCAAGAGCAAGAUCUCUCCAGCUCUGGAAAAGUUGAAGGAGGAUUCGGAUGCCGAUGUGAGGUUCUUUGCUCAGAAGGCACUCGAUGCUGAGUCGUAA
Mycosarcoma maydis (corn smut) is the source of this 1761-nucleotide messenger RNA. RefSeq names its product putative ser/thr protein phosphatase 2A regulatory subunit A. Bases 1 to 1761 code for a protein of 586 amino acids. Gene Ontology annotation, molecular function: protein binding; protein phosphatase regulator activity. The record is from RefSeq and is a predicted model, not a curated record. The transcript is spliced from 2 exons. Gene Ontology annotation, biological process: protein dephosphorylation. NCBI's taxonomy places the organism in Eukaryota, Fungi, Basidiomycota, Ustilaginomycetes, Ustilaginales. Gene Ontology annotation, cellular component: cytoplasm; protein phosphatase type 2A complex.